Molecule: messenger RNA, 1134 nt
Organism: Glarea lozoyensis ATCC 20868
Lineage: Eukaryota; Fungi; Ascomycota; Leotiomycetes; Helotiales; Helotiaceae
Product: Nucleotide-binding protein
Exons: 5
Coding region: 1-1134 (377 amino acids)
Molecular function (GO): D-amino-acid oxidase activity; FAD binding
Source: RefSeq, a predicted model, not a curated record
AUGACGCUGAAGAAACGGACAUACCUUUCUGAAAACCAAAUCCAUGCCAGGAUUGAGGCUCAAGAAACGCCAUCGAAUCACUCAAGGAUGGCGAAAACAAAUAUUGUGAUAGUCGGUGCAGGAGUUUCCGGAUUAACAACCGGUCUUCUGCUCGCUAAAAACCCAAAAUACAGCAUCACCGUCAUAGCGAAACACAUGCCUGGAGACUACGAUAUCGAGUAUUGCUCGCCUUGGGCUGGUGCAAAUUACACCCCGUUUUCUACAGCAGGUACGCGCGAAGCGAGAUGGGAAAAGGAGACUUGGACCCCCCUUGCGGACUUAGCCGAGAAAGUACCUGAAGCUGGAAUUCAUUUCCUGAAAUCACGAGAAUACGUCCGAGAUAAGGACCAUAACAAUACAAGAACCACAAAUCCGUGGUUCAAAUCCUUCAUCCCAGAUUUCCGCGUCCUUGACACCUCAGAACUACCUAAAGGUAUAGACGGUGGCAUCGAAUACACAUCCAUCUGCAUAAACCCAGCCCUCUACCUCCCCUACCUCCUCGGCCGCUGUCGCGCCUCAAGAAUCAUCGUCAAACGCUCAAUAAUAACACACAUCUCGCAAGCCUACACCCUUCACCACACCACCAAACCAGCAGACAUAGUCAUAAAUUGCACCGGACUCUCCUCCCUCACUCUCGGCGGCGUCCUCGACACAACCAUGGCUCCAAUCCGCGGCCAAACCAUCCUCGUGCGUAACGAAGAUCCCAUGAUGAUCGGCACAACCGGGACAGAUAUCCCCGACGAACUGACUUAUGUGAUGAUGCGCGCAUCCGGCGGCGGAACGAUUCUUGGUGGGUGCGCGCAGAAGGGCAAUUGGGAGGCGGAGCCAGAUUUGGAGAUGGCGGAGAGGAUUAUGGGGAGGGUGAAGGAGUUGGAUCCGGGGUUUGUGGGGGAGGGGCUGGAUGUUGUGAGGCAUGCUGUGGGGUUGAGGCCGUGGAGGGAGGGGGGUGUGAGGUUGGAGAAGGAGAGGGUGGGGGAGGGGUGGUGUGUGCAUAAUUAUGGUCAUGCUGGGUAUGGGUAUCAGACUUCUUUUGCUUGUGCUGGUGAUGUUGUUAAGCUUGUAAAGGAGAUUGUUGGGGAGAGGUCGAUGGCAUGA